ACGUCACAAACCCAAAACCGAAUCGUUUUUAGCCUCCGAGAGAGAGAGAGAGAGAGAGAUCUACAGAUAGAGAAUGAGAGAACCGUCGAUGGAGACAGAGAAUGGUGCUUUAACGACGGCGACAACAACGACGACGGCGGUGACUUCUCCACCUCCAAUGGCUUCUUCACCGCGUCAAGCUUUAGUUGAGAGAUUAAAAGAUUAUGGACAAGAAGAUAUUUUCUCUCUUUGGGAUGAACUUUCACCAGACGAAAAAGAUUUUCUCGUUAGAGAUAUUGAGAAUUUGGAUCUUCCAAGAAUAGAUCGGAUUAUAAGAUGUUCACUUCACUCUCAAGGUUUACCGGUGGCGGCGAUCGAACCGGUACCGGAGAAUUGGGUUUCGACAGUAGAUGGAAGAACAAUGGAAGAUAGAGAGAAAUGGUGGAAAAUGGGAUUAAAAACUAUCUAUGAAGGCAAAUUAGGUGUUGUGCUUUUAUCUGGUGGACAGGGAACAAGGCUUGGAAGCUCAGAUCCAAAAGGAUGUUUCAAUAUCGGACUACCAUCAGGGAAAUCGCUCUUUCAGAUUCAAGCAGAGAGAAUCUUGUGUGUUCAAAGACUUGCUGCUCAAGUAGUGAGUGAAGGUCCAAUUCGUCCAGUUACAAUACAUUGGUAUAUUAUGACUAGCCCAUUUACUGAUGAAGCGACACGAAAAUAUUUCUCGAGUCACAAGUACUUUGGUCUUGAACCAGAUCAAAUCAGUUUUUUCCAACAAGGUACAUUGCCUUGCGUUACAAAGGAUGGAAAAUUUAUUAUGGAGACACCUUUCAGUCUAGCUAAAGCUCCAGAUGGUAACGGCGGAGUCUAUGCAGCGCUAAAGUGUUCAAGGCUAUUAGAGGAUAUGGCUUCUAGGGGGAUUAAAUACGUCGAUUGCUAUGGCGUUGACAAUGUCCUGGUUCGAGUAGCUGAUCCUACUUUUCUUGGAUACUUUAUCGAUAAAGGGGCUGCUUCGGCUGCAAAAGUUGUGCGGAAGGCAUAUCCUCAAGAGCAGGUAGGAGUGUUUGUUAGAAGAGGUAAAGGAGGACCGUUGACAGUAGUUGAGUAUAGUGAGCUUGAUCAGUCUAUGGCUUCUGCUAUUAAUCAACGAACAGGACGUCUUCAAUAUUGCUGGAGUAACGUGUGCUUACACAUGUUUACUUUAGAUUUCCUUAAUCAAGUCGCGACCGGCCUAGAAAAAGAUAGUGUGUACCAUUUGGCGGAGAAGAAGAUACCAUCUAUGAAUGGAUACACAAUGGGACUAAAACUAGAACAAUUCAUUUUUGAUUCGUUUCCUUAUGCUCCCUCAACCGCACUUUUUGAGGUUUUAAGGGAAGAGGAGUUUGCACCAGUGAAGAAUGUUAAUGGGUCGAAUUUUGAUACACCGGAGAGUGCCAGGCUUUUGGUUCUAAGGUUACACACACGUUGGGUUAUAGCAGCAGGAGGAUUUCUAACACAUUCUGUGCCUUUAUAUGCUACUGGUGUAGAGGUUUCACCUUUGUGCUCAUACGCCGGAGAAAAUCUUGAAGCUAUUUGUCGAGGAAGAACGUUUCAUGCACCUUGUGAAAUUUCCCUCUAAUGGUUUUUGUGUUUUUGUUUUGGGGUAUUAAAAUCUUUUCUUCAUU
Molecule: messenger RNA, 1637 nt
Organism: Arabidopsis arenosa
Lineage: Eukaryota; Viridiplantae; Streptophyta; Magnoliopsida; Brassicales; Brassicaceae
Source: the annotation of a GenBank genome assembly